CCCCACACACACUGAGAAUAAUUAGAUACUAUAAGUCUUCAGUAGGUCCUUAGACAUAUCACUUAAAAUGGAGUUCUGCUUUGGAUUAUUUCAGACACGUGGAUCCAAGACCUCAUGGAUCAGCCAGAUGCUUCUUUGUUCAAUGCUGUGCAUGUGGACUACUGUGGAUAGCUGGUCUUACUUCUACUCCAACGACACUAUGAAUUGGGAGGAUGCUAGAUCCUGGUGCAGGGAGAACUACACGGACAUGGUGGCCAUCCAGAACCAGGACGAGAUCGGGCAUCUCAACACCUGGCUGCCCAGGCAACCCUUUUACUAUUGGAUUGGGAUCCGCAAGAUCAACAAUGUCUGGACCUGGGUGGGCACCAACAAGGCUCUGACAGCAGAAGCAACCAACUGGGCAAAGGGUGAACCAAACGGCAAGCGGCAGGGUUCAAAGCAGAGUGAGGACUGUGUCGAGAUGUACAUAAAGAGGGAGAAAGAGCCAACCAAGUGGAAUGAUGAGAUGUGCUGGAGAAAGAAGACCGCUCUGUGCUACUCGGCGGCCUGUAAGAAGGACUCAUGUGACUAUGGAGACUGUGUGGAAACCAUCAACAGCCACACGUGCGCUUGUUUCGAGGGUUUUUAUGGAGAGAAGUGUGAAAAGGUUGUUAAGUGUGACAAGGAGGAGAUAACUGUCCCUUAUAAAGGAAGUGUCAACUGCACUCACAAGUAUGGAAACUUCUCCUUUGACUCAUUGUGCGAGUAUUCCUGUGAGGAAGGAUAUGAGCUGAGUAUGGUGAGACCCCUGAGAUGCACUGGCUCCAAAGAGUGGUCGGAGCAGCCUCCUACAUGUGAAGCGGUCCAGUGUCCGGUGCUGACUCGUCCUGAAGGAGGAUCCAUGGAUUGCUUCUCUCCUCUGGGCGACUCCAGGUACCAGUCCACCUGUGUGUUUGCCUGUUACGAGGGCUUCGUCCAAGCUGGUUCCUCCUCUGACACUCUGCAGUGUGAGGCAUCAGGAAGUUGGAAUGCUUCGCAGCCGUCUUGCGUUGCAAUCACCUGUCAGAAUCCAGAGGGAGCUCCUCACCUGAUCCCCACAUGCAGCAGCUCUUCCUCUGAGCUGCGGCUAGGCUCUACCUGCAGCUUCGACUGUGGAGCUGGCUUUGUGCUGCAGGGAGCCGACACCGUCCUGUGCUCUGGUGACGGGCGGUGGAGUAGAGCCAUACCUACCUGCAAAGAAAUGGAAUGUCCUGCCCCCGAGAUUCCUACAAGUGGCCGCAUCUUCUGCAGCCUCCCUCUGUCUUCACCUGCUUCUCCCGAGACCCCCCAUCCACUUGGUAUGGUCUGCAAUUUUACCUGUGACGAAGGCCACAAGUUGGAAGGUGCUCCCAGCAUGGAGUGUGAGGAUCCAGGCCAGUGGACCUCCUCACCACCCACCUGCACAGUUGUUAAGUGCAACAAUGAGGAGGUAACUGUCCCUUAUAAAGGAAGUGUCAACUGCACUCACAAGUAUGGAAUCUUCUCCUUCGACUCCUCGUGCGAGUAUUCCUGUGAGGAAGGAUAUGAGCUGAGUAUGGUGAGACCCCUGAGAUGCACUGGCUCCAAAGAGUGGUCGGAGCAGCCACCUACAUGUGAAGCGGUCCAGUGUCCGGAGCUGACUCGUCCUGAAGGAGGAUCCAUGGAUUGCUUCUCUCCUCUGGGCGACUCCAGGUACCAGUCCACCUGUGUGUUUGCCUGUGACGAGGGCUUCGUCCAAGCUGGUUCCUCCUCUGACACUCUGCAGUGUGAGGCAUCAGGAAGUUGGAAUGCUUCGCAGCCGUCUUGUGUUGCUGUGCAGUUACCUGCUAGCCCGACGCUGGAGAAUGGCUCCGUCAGCUGUGGACCCCCAGAUAUGAAGUUCAUCUACAGAAACACCUGCAGCUUCAGCUGCGGCCCUGGCUACCACCUGGUGGGAUUGGGCACGGUGACAUACACAUCAGCGGCUGAUUGGGGUGAAAACAUUCCUCGCUGUGAAGCAAUCACCUGUCAGAAUCCAGAGGGAGCUCCUCACCUGAUCCCCACAUGCAGCAGCUCUUCCUCUGAGCUGCGGCUAGGCUCCACCUGCAGCUUCGACUGUGGAGCCGGCUUUGUGCUGCAGGGAGCCGACACCGUCCUGUGCUCUGGUGACGGGCGGUGGAGUAGAGCCAUACCUACCUGCAAAGAAAUGGAAUGUCCUGCCCCCGAGAUUCCUACAAGUGGCCGCAUCUUCUGCAGCCUCCCUCUGUCUUCACCUGCUUCUCCCGAGACCCCCCAUCCACUUGGUAUGGUCUGCAAUUUUACCUGUGAUGAAGGCCACGAGUUGGAAGGUGCUCCCAGCAUGGAGUGUGAGGAUCCAGGCCAGUGGACCUCCUCACCACCCACCUGCACAGUUGUUAAGUGCAACAAGGAGGAGGUAACUGUCCCUUAUAAAGGAAGUGUCAACUGCACUCACAAGUAUGGAAUCUUCUCCUUCGACUCAUCGUGCGAGUAUUCCUGUGAGGAAGGAUAUGAGCUGAGUAUGGUGAGACCCCUAAGAUGCACUGGCUCCAAAGAGUGGUCGGAGCAGCCUCCUACAUGUGAAGCGGUCCAGUGUCCGGUGCUGACUCGUCCUGAAGGAGGAUCCAUGGAUUGCUUCUCUCCUCUGGGCGACUCCAGGUACCAGUCCACCUGUGUGUUUGCCUGUGACGAGGGCUUCGUCCAAGCUGGUUCCUCCUCUGACACUCUGCAGUGUGAGGCAUCAGGAAGUUGGAAUGCUUCGCAGCCGUCUUGUGUUGCUCUAAGGUGCCCGUCGCUCGAAGCUCCAGAAAAUGGUCACAUCAACUGCUCAAACAGCGAGUCCGUGUUCAACACUCAGUGCUCCUUCACGUGCACCCCAGAAUACUCACUGGAGGGGCAUGAGCUGCUGAACUGUGAUCGCCAUGGCAACUGGACUGGGGAGAGACCCACCUGCCAAGCUUCCCCAUCCAAGUUGAGUGCUAUAACCUCUGGUGUGGCAGCAGGGGGCACUCUGCUAAGUGGUCUGUCCCUUGCUGUUUGGAUCCUGAAACGACUGAAACAGAGGAAUGACACAUUUGAGCUGAGCAGUAACUCCGACAUAGAGGCCCCUCCCCAGGUCUACAAAAACAGCCUUGACAGUCUCAUAUAGAGAUACACUCAGGAUCUUCAGGGCCAACUUAGGACAACGAUAGGCUGUGUGUCUUUAACUUAUCUGUGUGUGAGUCACCGGACAUAGUAAUGUCCUCAAUGUGAAUCCUCUUUGUUUGUAUAUAGCUUGUUUGAGUUUGAUAACAGGAAAACCCCAGUAUGUCAAAGCUAUCAGUGGUGAGAAGAAAUGUUUUCUUUAGAACUUUCCAUUCAUUUCAAUGUAGUGUUGUUCAGACAUGUACACUAAAUCCUCCCAAGGGGGAUUCUAUAUAGAGCAUAUUGUUCUGCAGCUUUACGUACAUGAUGGAAAUAUGCUUCUAUUCAUGUUAUUGCAAGUGUUACAUAACAUUGUGAGUGUGGUUGGACUGCUGUGUUAUUGCCGACCUGUGAAUACUUUUCUAUAUUGAUUCCUGUAUUUAUAUACCUUUUUAUUUAAUGCAUUUGAACUGUUAAUAAAUAUGUAUGAAUCAACCUUA
Limanda limanda (common dab) is the source of this 3617-nucleotide messenger RNA. RefSeq names its product selectin E (gene sele). Gene Ontology annotation, biological process: cell adhesion. The record is from RefSeq and is a predicted model, not a curated record. The coding region runs from base 68 to 3142 and encodes 1024 amino acids. NCBI's taxonomy places the organism in Eukaryota, Metazoa, Chordata, Actinopteri, Pleuronectiformes, Pleuronectidae. Gene Ontology annotation, cellular component: membrane. The transcript has 18 exons.